Molecule: messenger RNA, 750 nt
Organism: Adineta ricciae
Lineage: Eukaryota; Metazoa; Rotifera; Eurotatoria; Adinetida; Adinetidae
Source: the annotation of a GenBank genome assembly
AUGCAAAGAUUAGAAAGCGAAAAAGGAGAACCAAUGCUUGGUUAUGAAGGUUACAUUUACACCAAAGAACGUAAAACGGAAGAAAAAAUUAUCUUUAGAUGUCAAAAUCGCCUGUGUAAAGGUCGUUGUCAUACUGAUCCAUCUAUGACCAUCUUCAUAAAAAAACCAAGCGCACAUUGCCAUGGACCAUCUAUUGAUCAAAUUCCAGUCAUCGAAUUGAAAAACAAAAUUAAAGCUCGAGCUGUUAUCAGCGAAGGGCCAACAAAUGCAGCUGCUCCAUUACCUAAAAUGGCAACACUUCAAAGAACAAUCCGUCGACAACGUGAAGCACCAACAACAAUGGACAACCGAAUAUCUGACGAAUUGAAGAAAACACACCGUGGCGACAAUUUUAUUUUACACGAAGACGAUAAAUUAAUUAUUUAUACCACGAGCUCGAACUUAUCAGUAUUGAAGAUAUGCAAACAUUGGUUUGCGGAUGGAACUUUUAAAGUUUGUCCGGACGAUUUUUAUCAAUUAUUUACAUUACAUGGUUUAUUAAAAUCGCAAGUUGUUCCAUUGGUUUAUGGACUACUUAUAGGAAAGAGCGCAUCUGAUUAUAGUCAAUUCUUUAAACGUAUUAUGGAAGAAGAAGACUUUAAUCCAGAUUCAAUAUUGACUGACUUCGAGUCUGCUACAAUAAAUUCAAUUAAAUCAUUAUUUCCAAAUGUCUCACAUAAAGGUAAAAGUAAUAUGAAAAAUGAACAGUGA